GUUCCCUCCACAGUAAGGAAAAUGUUUGGAAAUGGGUAUGUAGUUAGGCCAACGUUUUUAUGUUUUUAAAUUAGUUUCAGCAGCAUGCUUUGUAACAAUUUUAAUCAAUUCAAUUACAGCCAUUCUUCGCCAUUCCAUAGUUUUGUGUAUAGUUAGCCUAGUGUAACUGAUUAGCAUGCUCUUCGUGGCUUGUAACGUGAUUUAUUGUCCAUUCUACACUUUCAUAUCUUGUACGUUGUUGUUUUUAGCAUGACCAUGUUCGCUCCGCGUGUUUCUACAAUUUCAUAAAGUAUAGUAUGUUACUACCCCCUCACAUUGCAGGUUCUUUUUGAUGCGAUGGCCAGUUGAGGGACUGCACUUUUUUUAGUAUGGUGUUAUGAGUUACAUUUUUUUUCAUAUCAAAAGACGAGUCUUAGUUGUCAAAUUACGACAAUGAAUCCAUCCAACUUUUUUGGGAGCCAACAGGGUGCCUUUCAGGCCCCAAAUAAUGCCAAUCGUAGUGGAGGUAUAUUCCAGUCUUUUACACAGCAGAACCCAAUAAAUACACAACAGAAUGCUGGCUUUGGACAAACGUCCACGUUUGGCCAGCCGUCUGCAUUUAGCCAGCCAACAGCCUUUGGGCAGACCUCCGGACAGACUUCUUCUGUAUUCGGACAGUCCUCUGUAUUUGGCCAGAAUCCGUCAUUUGGUCAAGGUGGUGGUCUAAAUCAAAACACCACACAGCCUCCAGCCUUUGGACAGACAGCUCUUGGACAAAGCACCACUGGAUUUGGUGCACCGCCCCCCUUUGCCCAAGCCUCUGGCCAGAGUCAGGGGAUGUUUACACAGCCAUCUGCCUUUGGACAAACCCCUGCGUUCGGGCAGACUGGUGGAUUUGGUCAGCAGACAUCUGGUUUUGGACUACAGGGAGGAACAAGUUCUUCUGCUGCGGCCUCUGGAACCCAGCCCAUCAGUUUCGGUACCAAGCCCACCUUAAGCCAGCCAUCUGCCUUUCCACAACCUACAGUGACCUCCACCCCCUCCUUGAAUGUCCAGAAUGUUGCUCAGAAGCCUGGUUUUGGUGUGCCUGAAUUUGGCUUCAAACCAUCCACUGAAGCCGUUUUCAAGCCCAUCUUCAGUUCAAGCCCAGAGCCUGCGAACACUCAACCAUCCUCUGAACCCUUUGGCAUGUCUACCAACAUGGACAGCAGUGGACCGCCCAGUAGUGGAUUCCCAAGUGCCCAAACAGGACUGGGCUUCAGUUUUGCCCGGCCGACCACAGCAGCGUCCAUCACUGGUCAAGCGGCCACCAGUGCCCCCCAAAGCGAUGCACCUCCAACCAGCAGCAGCAGCAGCAGUAGUAGUAGCUCCGUGGGCAACGUCAAGUUUUUCUUCUCGCAGCCCGCCGCACCAUCGAGCAGCAGCAGCAGCAGCACCACCACCAGCUUGGCUCAGCCAACGGCAGUUCCCAGCAGCCCGUCGUCCUUUUCGUUCACCUCCAAAGCCCUACAGCCACAGGGCGAAUCAUCCGAAAAGUUCACGUUUGGGAUGCCCAGGCCGUCUGCAUUUGGAGAGCCCAAGGCAAAGUCCGAGGCCACAACAACAAGCACAGAGGCCAGCCAAGGCACGGAUGAAGCCACCGGGGAAAGCUCUGCGUUUGUCAGCUUUGGCAAAGGAAUGAAACGCAAGGAGGAGCCCGAUGACCCUGCUGCUUCUCAGGGGAAGACUGCCAAGGUGGAGGCGGAUGACCCAGGGGCAGGCGUGACGAGGCAGCCAGCCAAACGUCCAAUUACGAGAAACCGCGCCAUGGCUGGAGGGCUCUUCUCAAACGCCAUGCGCGGCGUACUGAGGUCCUCUGUGACGGCUGUCAAGAGGGAAGCAAAGGAGGAUGAGCCAGCCCCAGACUGGGGACAGGGGCAGACGCAGAGGCCGGAGCCCCCAGCCGCACGUGUGGUAGUUCCUCCUCCCAGAUCGCAGGCACCAACUCGGGAAGUUCUGGAAAAGGCAGAAGAUCUGGCUUCCCUUGACGCUGUGCAGCCUGAGCCCGAGACCCCCAAAGCUGCAAAGCGGCAGCAGCGUCAGGAUAGCGCCGACAGCAUUGGGGGCAUCUCCCCCACCGAUCUGACUGUGCUCCAGUGCAAGGGUGUCCCCCCGAAUUUGAAUCGCAAGGACGUCAUCGAAAAGCACUUCAACCGUUUUGGCAAAGUGCGAAGAGUGUACUGCCGGCCUCCAAAGAAUUUGGCCAUCGUGCACUUCCAAGACCACGCCUCGGCAGCAAAAGCAAAGAAAAGGGGCAAGAUUUUACAAGGAAAUGAACUGACCAUAUUCUAUCAGCGGAAGAAGCAAAGUCCAGCGGAGAAGGGUGUUGGGUCAAUAGAGGGAGAAAGCCCGGCUGAGCCAGAGGUGAGACAGAAAGGUUUUCAGGCCUCGCCACUCAGACGACCUCUACCGAGACCAGCUGUCUCCAGCACCGUCACUAUCAGCAAAGGGUCUCCAAUGAAGAAGACCUCGAUAGCCAAAGCACUGCAGUUUGACACUGAGUCCCAGCAGGAGUCCUCUGGGGAGGGCCUGAGUUCCGAGCGCUCCAGCAGCAGCAGCAGCAGCAGCAGCCUGCCCUCCUCCCUGCUGCACCUCAUCGGCACUGUGGCAGAGACGGCCGAGGAGAAGUACAGACUCCUGGAGCAGAGGGACAAGAUUCUUAGACAAGGUCGCAGUAAGAGAACUGAUUUGGAUAUGUCCAAGGUGUUUGUGGGGACUUGUCCUGACAUGUGUCCUGAGAAGGAGCGCUACAUGAGGGAGACACGAAACCAGCUCAGCUCCUAUGAAGUGGUUCCAGAGACUGAGAAGGUGGACCACUGUGCAGCCAUCAAAGAGUACAGCAGGUCAUCAGCUGACCAGGAGGAGCCCCUCCCCCAUGAGCUGCGUCCACUUCCUGUUUUGAAGAUGACCAUGGACUACCUGGUCACGCAGGUCAUGGACCAGGGAGAAGGAAAUCACGCCGACUGGUACGACUUUGUCUGGAACCGGACCAGGGGAAUCCGAAAGGAUAUUACCCAGCAGCACCUGUGUGACCCGGACACCGUCUCCCUGAUGGAGAAGUGCACGCGCUUCCACAUCCACUGCGCCCACCACUUGUGCCAGGAGCACAUGAUGGCGUUCGACGCCAAGAUCAACAACGAGAACAUGACCAAGUGCCUGCAGAGCCUGAAGGAGAUGUACCAGGACCUGGCCACGCGGGGUGUGUACUGCCCCAACGAGGCAGAGUUCCGCCAGUACAACGUCCUGCUCAAGAUGAACGACGGGGACAUCCUCAGAGAGGUGCAGCAGUUUCGUGAGGAGGUGCGCAACUCUCCCGAGGUGAAGUUUGCCGUGCAAGCCUUCGCUGCGCACAACAGCAACAACUUUGUCAGGUUCUUCAAACUGGUCAAGUCGGCCUCAUACCUGUCCAGCUGCAUACUGCACAGAUACUUCAAUCAGGUCAGAGGAGAAGCGCUAAGAGCCCUCAACGUGGCUUACACCAUUGGCUCUCAUAGAUCCACAGCGUUCCCCAUUGAGAACCUGGUCCGAAUGCUGAUGUUCCGCAACACAGACGAGGCCGCAAGCUUCAUCCAGCACUAUGGCCUGGCCAUGAACGAAAGUUUGGUGGAGCUGAGCCGCACGGCGUACCAGGAACCGGAGCUGUCUCUUCCUCAGCGCAAGUCCCUGGCCAUCGAGAUAAAGAGGACGGUGCUGAUUGGUCAGGUGGUGAACGGCGGGCCCCUCCCCAACCCGCCGCAGCACGUGCCCGUCUGCAGCUUUGACGCCCAGAACAAGUACAGGGGAGAGAAGCUGGCACCCGAACCAGCACCCACGCCUGGCACAUCUGGAGCCGUGGCCUUCAGGCAGGAGCCAAAGUCUGUGCUGGAGUCGAAGCCCAGGAUGUUGGCAGAGGCGAGGCUGCUGGUGGAGCCUCAGCCCACGGUGGUGGUGACGGAGCCCGGAGACGCGGACGAGACGGCGCAGCGGGAGGAACCGGCUGCCCUGCCAGGCCCCCCACCUCAGGAGCUCCAGAGCCUCUUCCAGCCCAUAGAGCAGCCGCAGCCCGACAGACCUCCCUCGCCUCCUCCCCCCAAACCGGAGGUUGUCUACUUGGAUCAGGACAUUAUGGCGGAGGUGGAGUCUGUGGUGGAAGAGGUCCUGGAGGCGGAGGUGUCCGGGGUGGCCAAGGAUGGAGCAGAGUACGUCUCCACAGCACUCAGUGUGAGUGAUGUCCAGCUGGAGGCGGUGGUGAGCGAGGUGGUGCAGGAGAUGCUGCAAGACGUCUCCCUGGCUGAGAUGAGUGCUGAGGGGCAGCGUAUCGCAGAGGAGAAACGCCGGCUGGAGGAGGCCAGACUGAAGCAGGAACAUGAGGCCUUCCUGGACCUCUUGAGUGGAGAGCUGUGCCUGGAGAUCAGCGAGGAGGUUGUUGGGGAGUGCAUCAAGGAGACGGCUGCCUCAGAGAUCCAGUUGGCCCAGGAGGAGAAGGCGGCGUGUGUGUCUCGCUGCUCCCAGGCGGUGUGUGAGAGCCUGGUGGAGGAGGCCCUGCAGAUGGAGCUGUCUCAGCUGGCCCAGGAGAUACUGGACACCGAGCUGCAGCGCAUACACAAGUACAUCAAGAAGUGGCGUGACGUGGUGGCGGUGCGUCGUCAGCUGAAGAGGCAGAUGCGUGGGUUCCCGGCGGCCCCUUGCUGUGUGGACCCCCGCUUCAAGCUGACCGCCCUGGCCCCCAGCGCCCCCCACACCCCCUCUCUGGACAGCCUGGCGCGGGGACUCGUCAACCUGGGCAACGCCGGCAACAUGGCCGUGUCCUGCACACGGCUGUUGAAAUUUAGGAAGGAGGCCCUUCAUCAGAUGAGGGUGCACUACUUCUACAAUCAGCUUCUCAGUGAAUGUGUGUGGACCCCUCUGGACUUGGCCACCCUGGUGGUGGAGAGCGUCCCCAACCCACCGGAGAGAAUCUUCUGGAAAGCCAUGCUGUUGCUGCCCAGCUGUCAGGACAGUGACUCCAGUGUCACAAACGGCAUUCUGACAGACUGGCUGGAGGCUAAGCUGAGUGGUGGGGAGGAGAGGGUGGAAAGCAGCGACCUCCCGGCUGGAGCAGUGCAGACCCUCACCAUCAGCAACGGCCUCCGCCAACUGGAGAACAGGACGCACAAAGUGCACGUCUGCAUCAAGGUGAGCCGUGGGCCUCUGGGUGAGGAUACGCAGGGCAAGCUGGAGGAGAGCAAGGAGCUGCUGGGCACCAACGCUCUGCUGAUGCUGCUACCCCCCACCCUGGAGGGAGAUGGAGAUGAUGGAGAGGGGGAGGAUGGGGACCUCCCUCUGCUCUCCGCCCUGCUCCAGCUCAAGCAGAUCCAGCAGGCCAGCAGUGGGCAGCAUGCCCCCAUGCCCCUGGCCGUGGUGGUGCCUGGACAUCUGGUGGAAGCCCUCAGUGACCAGAAACUUGAGGAAGACCUAAUGCUGAAGACACUAGUGGCUGAUGGACUCAUCUCAGACUACACCUUCAUCCGCAUCCCGGAGACCACCAACGACAUGCAGGGAACUGAACAGGUGAAGCAGGCAGUCAAGUGGCUGGUGUCCCGCUCCCCGUCCGCCUGCCCCCUCACCUCCCAGACGCUGGUGGCCUUCGUGGAGGCCGGCCUGUGCCGCGAGUUCAGCGCCCGGCUGUACCGGGACAAGCAGGAGCGUGCGCGCGCCGGCCUGCCGUGCCAGGACCCGGCGCCCAUCAUCCAGCUGUACAACAGCGUGCUGCACUUCCUGGCCGACCUGGUGUCGUCGGAGCAGCUGAGCGGCCUCUCCUGGCCCCCCGCCGAGUUCUCGCUGCCGGAGACCCGCGACCUGCUGCCCCACCUAGACUGGAACUCCCCGGGCCACCUGUACUGGCUCCGCAAGGCCAUACUCAGCCUGAAGCUGCCCGAGUGGGACCUGCCUCCUGCCACAGCCUCCUGGCCCUGCCUGUGUGCCUCCAUCACCCAGUAUGUCUCCCAGGUCCCCUCCUCUCGCCACCACCAGCCCCUGCUCAUGUCCCACGUGGAGAACCUCCUGCUCAGGGUGCGAGCCGCCCAGGCGCCCGCUGCUUCCGUUGCUCAGGAUGAGGAGCAAGAGGAGGAUGACCUGAAGGCAGGCCCUUCUUUCCAGAGCGUGCCCUGGGACGAGAUCGUGGCUCUCUGCAUCGACCACCGCAUGAAGGACUGGCGGCCUCCAGAGAGGCCCGUGUCAGAAGACGCCAUCACGGAUGACGGUCAGAUCCUGGUGUACUUCCAGAAGGAGGCUCUGAGUCACUACCAGCCCCCCGCCGAAUGGGCCAAGGCCGUCAGGCACACGCACCAGGAGAAGAGGCAGCAGGAGCUACAGCAGUCCAAGCCCAGCCCCAGGCGUGGUCUGACUCCGGUGAGGGCUCUGAAGCAGCGGCUGUUCCAGAGUGUGCUGGAGGCACAGGAGGAGGAGGAGGAGGAGGAGGCGCCGUCAGAGCUGGACAUCACCCACACGCCCUCCGCAGGACAGCUGCUACCCCAGCGCCUCCUCUCAGGCAUCGAGAAGGAGAAGGCACACAGCCAGAGGUGUGAGGAGCAGCUGAGGCGCUGGUUGGACGGAGACUCUCUGGACACGCCCACUAUGCCCCUAUUGGUGCCCUCCACGCUGCUGACGCUGCCCGAGCUCAUGGCCCACACCAGGAAAGCCGCUGGCCCUGCAGCCAUCAUGGACACUUCCCUGACACAGGUACCUGAAGAUGAAGAUGAUGAAGAGACGAGCGGCCGUGACUGGCUGAGGGCAGCUCCCGUAUCCAUCGCCCAGCGCAUUCAGGAUCUGGACAGAACCAUCGCAGCCAGCCGAGAGGAGGAACUUGCCUUUGGACUCACCCUCAGUAGCCUGUUAAACAUAGUGGAGGAUUAACACUCAACUGAAUAUACCUUCCUUCCUCUGCAAGCAGGCAGUGCCUCAAAACAAGUUUUUAAAGUGUAUUUAAUUAAAAAUGGCAUUAGUUUACUCCGGUGAAAGUGUUUUGCCAAAACGAUCUAAUCUGAUCACUAUUGUAUUAUUUGUUUGUUUGUUUGUUUGUUUGCUUUCACUGUUGUUUUUAUCAUGAAAGUUAUUGUUUGGAAAUAUGUGGUGCGUAACCAAGCACUAACAUAUUUGAAAAAUAUUUUGUAUAGGUUAGUAAUAUUCAACUCGUGGAUUUUUUAGGUUAUUAAGAUCAGAUUAUUUUCCUUGUGUUGGAUUCUCUCUGUCUUUGUUUUAGUAUAUUAUAAAUAAAAUAAAGGAUAAUUUUGUA
Messenger RNA from Engraulis encrasicolus (European anchovy), 7270 nucleotides. RefSeq names its product minichromosome maintenance complex component 3 associated protein (gene mcm3ap). Lineage: Eukaryota; Metazoa; Chordata; Actinopteri; Clupeiformes; Engraulidae. The record is from RefSeq and is a predicted model, not a curated record. Gene Ontology annotation, cellular component: transcription export complex 2; nucleus; cytoplasm. Gene Ontology annotation, molecular function: RNA binding. Gene Ontology annotation, biological process: mRNA export from nucleus. The transcript has 28 exons. The coding region runs from base 433 to 6891 and encodes 2152 amino acids.